AUGUGUAACAAGUUCCACAGUUUUAAGGUGGACGAAGACCAGGAUGGUAAAGUCAGUCCACGAGAGUUCAUGCUUAUCUUCCGCUAUGCAGCCACAGGCCAGCUGUCUUGUGCCGAGGUAUUUAACAAACUUGCUGAAUCGGUGGACGUCGCGAAGGAAGGUGUGCAUGCUGCUGCCGAUUUCUUCCAAGCUAAGAUUGAAGAGCAGACGAAACUGAGUAAAUUUGAGGAAGAGAUUCGAGCUGAGCAACAGGAGAGGAAGCAACAGGAAAUAGAAAAGAAGGAACGCCGACAGCAAUUCCUCGCAAAUAAAGCCGUUUUUAUCUGA
Messenger RNA from Gongylonema pulchrum, 327 nucleotides. The record is from the annotation of a GenBank genome assembly. Lineage: Eukaryota; Metazoa; Nematoda; Chromadorea; Rhabditida; Gongylonematidae.